GAUUGGUUUGCAGCGAUAGACCUGAAAGACGCGUACUUUCAUGUGUCCAUUCUCCCUCGUCACAGACCGUUUCUCCGGUUUGCGUUCGAGGGACGGGCAUAUCAGUACAAAGUUUUACCGUUCGGGCUGUCUCUCUCUCCCCGUGUGUUCACGAAAGUAGUAGAGGCGGCGCUAAAGCCCCUCAGAGAGAGCGGUGUUCGCAUUCUGGCUUACCUCGACGAUUGGCUUAUAAUAGCGCAUUCUCGGCGGACGCUGUGCGAACACAGAGAUCUAACACUUCAACAUCUCGCCCGUCUGGGUCUUCGGGUCAACUGGGAAAAGAGCAAACUCUGCCCCACGCAGAGGAUCUCUUUUCUCGGUAUGGAACUGGACUCGAUCGAUUUAUCGGCGCGUUUAACAGAAGAGCGCGUCCAAUCAAUUCUGACUUGCCUCGGUUCAUUCUGAGGGAAGAAUGCGGUCCCUCUGAAACAAUUUCAGAGACUCCUGGGGCGUAUGGCAGCAGCAGCGGCCGUGACACCGCUCGGGCUGCUCCAUAUGAGACCGCUUCAGCGUUGGCUUCACGAUCGAGUCCCGAGGAGAGCGUGGCGCGCUGGCAUUCAUCGUGUAACCAUUACACCUGCGUGUCGCCUAACAUUCCCCCCGUGGUCAGACCCCGCGUUUCUCAGGGCCGGCGUGUCCAUGAGACAGGUCUCCCGGCAUGCUGUUGUGCACACAGAUGCCUCCGACACGGGCUGGGGAGCCACGUACGACGAGCUCACGGCUUCGGGGGUGUGGACAGCACCCCAGUUGCAUUGGCAUAUCAAUUGCCGCGAGUUAUGGGCAGUAUAUCUGGGACUCGUACGCUUCGCUCAGGAGCUGCGAGGGAAGGAUGUACUAGUACGCUCAGACAACACUGCGACCGUAGCGUAUAUCAACCGUCAAGGCGGUUUGCGCUCUCGUCACCUGUCGCAUCUCGCUCGUCAUCUCCUCCUUUGGAGUCAGAAGCAUCUGAGGUCCCUUCGUGCCAUUUACAUACCGGGCUCGCUCAAUACAGCGGCAGACGCGCUUUCCCGAGCAGCGCGCCCCGGCGAAUGGCGACUCCACCCCCAGACGGUCCAGCUGAUUUGGAGGAAAUUCGGUCGAGCGCAGAUAGACCUAUUUGCGUCACCGGACAAUACCCAUUGUCGCCUGUUUUAUUCACUAACCGAGGGCAGCCUCGGCGUGGAUGCGUUGGCACACAGCUGGCCGCGGGGCAUGCGCAAAUAUGCGUUCCCCCCAGUGAGUUUAAGUGAUUUGCCCCAGGCGGUAUCUAACACUAUUGACGCGGCACGAGCUCCGUCUACGAGACGGGCUUACGCGUUAAAAUGGAACCUUUUCGUCACCUGGUGCUCUUCGCAACGCGAGGACCCCAGAGAAUGCCCUAUUAACAUUGUGCUUUUAUAUCUUCAACAUAGGUUAGAUGGUAGGCUGUCACCGUCCACUAUUAAAGUUGAUAUCGCCGCUAUAUCUGCGCAUCACUCACUUAUUAACGGCAGAUCAGUGGGCCAGCAUGAUUUGGUUAUUAGAUUCCUGAGAGGCGCUCGCAGGCUAAACCCCUCGCGCCCUCCUUCUAUUCCUCCCUGGGACCUGUCCAUGGUGCUGAAAGCGCUACAGAGUCCUCCGUUCGAGCCUUUGCAGUCUGCGAGUCUGAAGCUUCUAUCCAUGAAGGCUUUGAUCCUACUAGCAUUGGCCUCGGUGAAGAGAAUAGGGGAUUUACAUGCAUUCUCUGUUGACGAUUCGUGCCUUCAGUUUGGUCCUUCUGUCUCGAGCGUGACCUUGAGACCCAGACCAGGCUACGUGCCCAAAGUUCCCACUACUCCCUUUAGAGAUCAAGUGGUGAGCUUGCAAGCAUUGCCUUUGGAGCAGGCAAACCCAACCGAGGCUUUGUUGUGCCCCGUACGCGCACUGCGAUUCUACGUGGACCGCACGCAAAGCUUCAGGACCUCAGACCAGCUCUUUGUUUGUUAUGGUGGCCAGCAGAAAGGGAAAGCUGUCACUAAGCAGAGGAUGUCUCAUUGGAUAGUUGAUACUAUCGCCCUAGCUUACAAUUUGCAGGGCAUUCCUUGCCCCUUUAAUUUGAGAGCGCACUCCACUCGGAGUGUUGCCUCAUCUUGGGCAUUAGCUCGUGGUUCCUCGCUAACAGACAUUUGUAGAGCUGCUGGUUGGGCGACACCUAAUACGUUCAUUAGAUUCUACAAUGUUCGUAUCGAGCCUGUAUCCUCUCGUGUUCUGUCCUCACCAGGGAGGACACGGAGGGCAGACUCGCAAGUCGGCUUGCAGCCUCCGACUGAGGCUCCAAAUUGAGUUUCAGUAUGGAAGGCUAACAGAGCAAAAAUGCGUAAUGGUUUGAUUUGCUCUCUCCACUGCCUUGACAGCCUUUGUUGCGGAGCAUUGGCUGUCAGCCUUUCACUAGUUGUAUUCUUACGAACCUACGUGUUUGGCCAGGGCCCCACAUUGUGUCCCAACGGGUUCCUUUGUGAGUAUUAUUCCGUGGGGUUAAUCCUACCAGCCCACGUUUCCCUUAGCAGAGCACUGCUUUGCUUACACAGCCACGGCUGUCAUUUUACCUCAACUACGGUUGACUUUCGUCCACCAUUAGCCCUUAACGGGGCGGUGGCUUCCGCAGCGUCCCUAUACCGCUCAGUUAGGGCGCUUCCCAGUCGCUGGCACUACUGUGGGGUUAAAGGAACAUCUAGUGCCCGGCCUUCUGCCUUAAAACCUAAUUCUCCUAUCCUUAAGCGGAACCGGAGGGCUUUAUGCAGACACUGGAAGAGGUCAGCCCCUAGUGGCGUUUUAGUAGGGUUUCCCAAUUCGUCGGUCACGACGUGACGUCGUAGUGACCGACUGAAAGGGAACGUCUCGGUUACGGAUGUAACCCUCGUUCCCUGAAGGAGGGAACGGAGACGUCACGUCCCGUCGCCACAGGUGCUGCCACCUGCUGUUUAGGCCGGUCACCUUCCGGCUUUCUCAGCGAACAGAAGCUGAUUUCCCUAUUUGCACGUGCGCCUUAUAUACGCACCUGGCGGGGCGGCGCCAGCAUUAUGCAAAUAUCUCAAUGCCAA
This is a messenger RNA of Misgurnus anguillicaudatus (oriental weatherfish), 3080 nucleotides long. NCBI's taxonomy places the organism in Eukaryota, Metazoa, Chordata, Actinopteri, Cypriniformes, Cobitidae. The record is from RefSeq and is a predicted model, not a curated record.